AUGCGGAAACCACUGAUGCGCAUUCCCUACACGGACAUCCUCGCGCCGCCCACCGUCAUCCCCCCGUCUGCUGCCUCCCCUCAAGGCGCCCUCGCGGCGCUCAAGCACUUCUUCGCCUCUCCGCCUCCUCGCGGCCUACCGGCCUCGACCGUUGUUCUCACCGGCGCCGGGCUCUCCGUCGCCUCCGGCCUCGCCGAUUAUAGAGGUCCCAACGGCACCUAUAGGGUUAACAAGACGUACCGCCCAAUCUACCACUACGAGUUUCUCAGCAAUCAUGAGGCACGCAAGAGGUACUGGGCGAGGAGCUUCCUCGGCUGGUCCAGUCUUCACAAGGCUUCGCCCAAUGCGGGCCAUUAUGCCAUCAGGGACAUGGGAGACUUGGGCUUGAUUCGCAGUGUUAUUACACAGAAUGUUGAUUCCUUUCACCCCAAGGCUCACCCUCAAAUACCAACGCUCGAGCUGCACGGCUAUCUGAGGGCCACUGUCUGCACCACAUGCCGCAGCGAGUUCUCCCGAGACGAGUUUCAGGAGCAGCUGGCCCGACUGAAUCCCCGCUGGGCGGAUCUUCUCCGGGAGGCCUUGGAAUCGGGAGCCCUCAACACGGAGGAUCCGGUGGAGCGGAGGUAUCGGGGCCUCAAGUCCAACCCUGACGGCGACGUCGACCUUCCCGAGGCGCCUUAUACCACUUUCAGAUAUCCCUCUUGUCCAAAGUGUCUGGAGAAGCCGCCGCUUAAGCCGGACGGCCACCGACACACAGUCCAGGUUGAUGCCGAGGGCGCCUGGCAGCUUCCCAGCACGGGCGGGAUUCUGAAGCCUGCUGUCGUCAUGUUCGGCGAGAGCAUUGCCACCAACGUCAAGUCGGCGGCGGAGGAGGCGAUAGACGGCGCAGGUAGACUGCUUGUGCUUGGCACCUCGCUGGCCACGUACUCGGCGUGGAGACUGGCCAAGCGUGCCAAGGAUAGGGGGAUGGCCAUUGCCAUUGUAAACAUGGGUGGCGUGAGAGGAGAGGAGCAGUUCUUCGCCGACCUGGACGCGAAACAGGCCGGCGAGCAGGGGGUGAGAGUGGAGGAGUCGACAGACCAUCUUCUGCCCGCGUUGGUCUCGGAGCUGCGCAAGGAGCAAGCCGCCGCCGCGUCCGGCGCAGGCUUCGUCGCCGGAGCGCCGCAGCAACAUGCCUUCAAGGACAUGCUCUCGUAG
This is a messenger RNA of Purpureocillium lilacinum, 1197 nucleotides long. RefSeq lists its product as uncharacterized. Lineage: Eukaryota; Fungi; Ascomycota; Sordariomycetes; Hypocreales; Ophiocordycipitaceae. Gene Ontology annotation, molecular function: NAD+ binding. The record is from RefSeq and is a predicted model, not a curated record.